AUUAUAUUCAGUCUCUAUUUUCCAGAGGUGACGGCCCAGGUGAAUCUGGGUCAGUUUUCUCUACAUCCAAGGCAGAAUGGCGGAUGGAAUAUGGGUAUGAGUCAAGGUGCGAAUAUAUUUGGCUUUGGAGGACAUCGUGCACUCGGCAUAGCUGGCAACGAUGGAGGGAUCGGAUUGAGUGGAACGGAUAAUGCAAUAGUAGCCAACGAGCGAGUUGGUGUCGACUCCGGUCUGAGUGCUGGAAGGAAUGGUCUCGAUUUGGGCAGCCUAUUGCAGUUCGGAAAUAACCCUAAUCCAGUGCAUCCUGGUGGUCAACUUGGCAGCUUCCUUGAUAAUAUCAGAAACUUCUUCGCUUCGUUAGUUCCAUCGCCACUACCUGUGCCACCUCCACAGCCGCCAGCACUGCCUCCGCUUGGGGGAGGAGUAGGCCCAGGUAAUACGAUCUACUCAGCAUCAUAUAAGAUAGUUUUUUUAAAUCCCAUUAUCACACAUUGUGUAAGAAAUCAGUGUUGCCAGACAAGGCUAGCUGUAACAAACGGAUCGAUAAAGACAGGACUUGUAAAUCGAUGA
Haemonchus placei is the source of this 570-nucleotide messenger RNA. NCBI's taxonomy places the organism in Eukaryota, Metazoa, Nematoda, Chromadorea, Rhabditida, Trichostrongylidae. The record is from the annotation of a GenBank genome assembly.